AACUCGACUAUGUAAUGUUGCAAGCAUUGCACCACAGUACUGUGUACUGUGGACUGUGGACUGUGUACUGUGUACUGUAUACAGUAUAAUGAGACAACAAACACACUAAGGGGAGGGUUAAUCUGUCCUAUGCGCGAGAGUCUAGACACAACUCAGUAACUCUUUUUAAUGAUGGCUGCCCUUUCUUCUAUUCUUAAAUGGAUCAUGCCCAUUUUGGUUGCCUUGUACGGGGUAUGGUACUGGCAGAUCAUCGCAAGCAGACGUUACUGUACCAGCGAUGCGUUACUCAACGGCAGGACGGCAAUUAUUACGGGAGGUAACUCCGGCAUCGGUCGGGAGACGGCUUUCGACUUGGCCCAGCGAGGAGCUCGGGUCAUCCUCGCCUGUCGCAAUCUACAGAAGGCCGAAGACGUAGCGAAGGACAUCAAGAGUAGUACGGGUAACUCGGAGGUUGUGGUCCGUCAUCUCGAUCUGUCCAGCUUGCAGUCGGUCAGAGAGUUCGCCCAACAGUUCAUUGAUACUGAGGACAGACUUGACCUUCUCAUUAAUAAUGCAGGGGUAGCCUUCGUCGAAGAGGGCGCAGUCACAAAGGAAAACUUCGACAUGUGUUUUGGCACCAACCACUUCGGUCACUUCCUCCUCACCAACCUCCUCCUAGAUCUAUUGAAGAAGAGCGCCCCCAGUCGGGUCAUCAAUGUGUCCUCAGGCGGUCACGAGGCCGUCUUCUCACCUCUUAAUUUCACUCGGGAGGCAGCAGACGGAGAAAGCCAGAUACUUUACCCAUACUUGAAUGGCUAUUUUAAAAGCAAACUGGCGAAUGUCCUCUUCAGUCGAGAGCUUGCGAGGCGCCUGAAAUCGACCAGCGUAACAUCGGUGUCUUUGCACCCUGGCGUCAUCUACACUCCAAUCUGGGCGACUAUGCCUAACGUAAAUUGGAUCUGGACGCUAUAUUAUUACUUGUCUCUUCCGUUUGUCAGGUUGCUAUUAAUCGACGAGACGGCUGGAGCGCAGACUACGCUCCAUUGUGCUCUGGAUGAAUCGGUGGCUGAACUCUCCGGGAAGUACUUUGAUAACUGCGCGGAGAAAGAACCGUCGCCAUUCGCUCAAGACGACGAGCUCGCUAAGGAGUUAUGGACAGUUAGUUGUGAAGCCACUGGUCUCAAAUGUUGAUUAAAUCGUUUUCAAAUCAUGUUUAUCUCCUCAGAAUAUUUUUUGCAAAAACAAAGCGGUGUGCCUUUAAGAAUAUUAUUUUGAACAGUCGCUUAAAAUAACUUUUUAAGCGAAACCAUUUUCCGUUAUUUGGUAUUCUAAAAUAUAUUGCAUCAGCUAGUAUAUCAAAGGGAAAUGUGAACACCGUUUGACAAUGCAUGCUUAAAGAGGAGGGGAGAGAUUUGUCUAUUAUGAAUAGUAGGCCUAUUUUUUAUGAAAGUUUGCAUAUUGUGGACGAGGGAAACAUUCAAAAUAAAAAAGGUUAACAAGUACAUGCAGUUCUUAAUACUACCUGUCUUAUCUUAUUAAGAGAUACUUUUGUACUGCUAAAUUAUAACUUGAAAUGAGUCUGCAAUAAUAAAACCGAAUCUUAUACAACUGA
This is a messenger RNA of Asterias rubens (European starfish), 1591 nucleotides long. Its product is annotated as retinol dehydrogenase 12-like. NCBI's taxonomy places the organism in Eukaryota, Metazoa, Echinodermata, Asteroidea, Forcipulatida, Asteriidae. Bases 169 to 1170 code for a protein of 333 amino acids. The transcript is spliced from 4 exons. The record is from RefSeq and is a predicted model, not a curated record.